ACCUAUAUUCUACGCUAGUUUGGUGUUUCGACUUCAUUCUUGAGUACCGAAUCUUAAUGGAUUCUUGUUGUACCUGAAACACUUAAACAAACGUCAAGCUCUUAUAUUGUUUGUUAACAUCAAAACAUGAGGCUUAGCAAACCAAGGCUAACACCUUAGACAUGAAAUGGCAUCGAAUAACACGUACAGUCAUUCCAUCAACCUGCGCUAUAUCCUCGAGAGCCAAAAACUCUCUAGGAAAAACUUUCUUGACUGGGAGAAGAACCUCCGAAUAGUUCUUGACUGUGAGAGGAAACUCUACAUCCUCGACAUAGAUCCUCCCAAGUCCCCUGCGGCAAAUGCUUGUGCGUCCGAACUCACUUCCUUCAAGAAGUAUGAGGACGACGCGCGAGAUGUUAAGUGUAUCAUUAUGGCAAGUAUGACCGUGGAGCUCCAAAGGCUCCACGCGGACAUGGAAGCGCGUUCUAUGAUACAACGCUUGAGAGACCUAUUCCAGGGUCACCCCAAAAACUCGGGUAUUUACGUUAUUGAAGUCAACAUGUCUGGUUUCACCUCUUGGGUGAUGGAUACCGGAUGUGGUUCUCACAUCUGUACUUCUAUGCAGAAUUUGCAUGAAGUUAGACAUUUGGCUGAGGGAGAAGUCCAGCUUAAGGCUCCAUUCACCGGUCACGGUGAAAGGGUGAGUGAUGUAUUAGGCCUCAUACACUCUGAUGUAUGUGGCCCAAUCAACACUGAAGCUAGAGGUGGUUUCUCAUACUUCGUAACAUUUACUGACGACCUCAGUCGGUAUGGAUAUGUGUAUCACAUGAAACACAAAUCGGAAUGCUUUGACAAGUUCAAAGAAUUUAGAAACGAAGUAGAGAAACAAUUAGGCAAAAGUAUCAAGACCCUCCGCUCAGAUCGAGGAGGUGAGUACUUAAGCCUAGAGUUCAACGACUAUCUAAAAGAGCACGGGAUCCUAUCCCAGCUGACUCCUCCCGGUACACCCCAAUUAAAUGGAGUGUCUGAAAGGAGAAACCGAACGCUGCUCGAUAUGGUUCGGAGUAUGAUGAGUCUGACAACAUUACCAGAGUCUUUUUGGGGCAAAGCACUAUUAACAGCAGCACACACACUCAAUCGCGUACCAUCUAAAGUUGUUGAGAGCACACCAUACGAACUAUGGCGUGGGACGAAACCAAAUUUGUCGUACUUGAGGAUUUGGGGUUGUGAUGUUUACGUUAGACGCCUCAUGAUGUUUGGUAAGCUUGAUUCCAAAUCUGACAGGUGUAAAUUUGUGGGAUACCCCAAGGAAACGAAAGCGUAUGAGUUCUAUCAUCCGGCCGAUAACAAAAUAUUUGUUGCUCGGAAUGGAACCUUCCUUGAGAAGUAGUUUCUCUCUACUAUUUCUAGUGGGAGAAAGGUAGACCUCGAAGAAAUUCGAGAACCACAAGAAGAGAUCUCAAUAGCAGUAGAACCCGAGCGUCAAGAUUUAGUAUCUCGACCGGCUCAGGUUUUACCACGU
Molecule: messenger RNA, 1501 nt
Organism: Cuscuta campestris
Lineage: Eukaryota; Viridiplantae; Streptophyta; Magnoliopsida; Solanales; Convolvulaceae
Source: the annotation of a GenBank genome assembly